UUACAGCUGUCGGACGAAUAAAAAUUGUUGAUUAAAUCUUGUAGAAAAUUGCUAAAAUAAAACGUAAAAAAAGGUUUUAAGAUGUCGAAGGUGACCGUCCAAGAUAUAGAAGCGGUGGAUGACUACUGGGGACCGACAUUCCGUUCAAUUCUAGAAGGAAACAACACAAAGCAAAUUGGCGAUCAACUGGAACAGCGGAUUCGUAGUCAUGACAAGGAGAUCGAGCGGAUCUGCAAUCUGUACUAUCAAGGCUUUAUCGACUCAAUCAAGGAACUGCUGCAAGUACGGACACAGGCAAAUCAACUCCACCAAGAUGUGCAUGGCUUGGACACCUCGCUACUAGAUAUUAGCGCCUCCCUAAUCAAGCAAGGCAAUGAUCUAGUGCGGGCCCGGCAAAUCGAAUCAAAUUUGGCCAGCGCCAUUGAAGCACUUAAGUCCUGUCUGCCUGCACUGGAGUGCUACAUGAAGUUCACUCAGCAGGCUACGAAUAAGCAGUACUACCAGGCGCUAAGAACUUUGGAGACCUUGGAGGCGGAGCACUUGACGCGGUUAAAAACGUAUAAUUAUCGCUUCGCCACCCAGAUGCAAAUUCAGAUUCCUAUCAUCAAGGAGAACAUUCGACGCUCUUCCGCCUCUGAUUUCCGUGAGUUUUUGGAGAACAUCCGGAAGUUUUCACCCCGCAUCGGGGAGUUGGCUAUUACUCACACUAAGCAACUCCAAAAGCGCGACAUAAACGCUAUCAUCGCCGAGCACAUGCACCAGGUGAACGGAGGAGGAGCCGGCGGAGCUGGUGCUGGCGGGGAUGAUGAUGGCGCCAAUGUUAGUGCACAAGACCUCAUAGACUUUUCCCCAAUUUACCGGUGCCUGCACAUUUACAUGGUACUUGGGCAACGUGAAUACUUUGAGAAAGACUACCGCCAGCAGCGCAGGGAUCAGGCCAAACUGGUACUCCAGCCACCACCCAAUAUGCACGACAAUUUGGAGGCCUACAAGACCUACAUCUGCGCUAUUGUUGGCUUCUUUGUGGUUGAGGACCAUGUAAAAAACACGGCGGGCGACGUGGUGACAAGCAGUUAUCUAGAAGAUCUGUGGUCUAACUCUCUUACCAAGUUUGUUAAUGAGAUAAGCAUGAGUUCGUCGUCCUGCACAGAUCCAAAUAUAUUGCUGCGCAUCAAGAACCUGAUUAUGCUGUCUAUUAACACUUUUAAGUGCUACGGUUACACAGUGAGCAUCCUCUGGGAACUGUUGCACAAUAUGCGUGAUCAUUAUAAUGAGGUUUUAUUGCAACGCUGGGUGCAUGUUUUUCGUGAAAUCUUAGACAAGGAACAGUUUCUUCCCAUGGUUGUGCAAAACGCGGAAGAGUAUGAAGGCAUCAUCGAGCGAUUCCCCUUCCAUUCGGAACAGCUGGAAAACGCUCCGUUUCCCAAAAAAUUUCCAUUUUCGCGUAUGGUGCCAGAGGUCUACCAUCAGGCCAAAGAGUUCAUGUACGCCUGUAUGAAGUUCGCCGAGGAGCUGACGCUUUCGCCCAAUGAGGUUGCCGCCAUGGUUCGCAAGGCCGCUAAUCUUCUCUUAACGAGAAGCUUCAGUGGAUGUCUGUCGGUGGUGUUUCGGCAACCUAGCAUUACGCUAACGCAGCUCAUUCAGAUAAUUAUUGACACGCAGUACUUGGAGAAGGCGGGACCGUUUUUGGACGAGUUCGUGUGUCACAUGACCAACACGGAAAGGAGCGUGUCACAGACUCCUUCAGCAAUGUUCCAUGUGGCUCGGCAGGAUGCCGAGAAGCAAGUGGGCCUACGCAUCUGCUCCAAGAUUGACGAGUUCUUCGAGCUUAGCGCUUAUGACUGGCUGCUAGUAGAACCUCCGGGCAUUGCCUCCGCCUUCAUUACGGACAUGAUUUCGUAUCUGAAGAGCACUUUCGACAACUUUGCCUUUAAACUGCCUCACAUCGCACAGGCUGCCUGUCGACGCACCUUCGAACACAUUGCGGAAAAGAUCUACUCGAUCAUGUAUGACGAGGACGUGAAACAGAUUUCAACUGGGGCGCUAACACAAAUAAACCUCGAUCUAAUGCAAUGCGAAUUCUUUGCUGCUUCAGAACCGGUCCCUGGCCUAAAAGAAGGGGAGUUGAGCAAGUACUUCCUGCGUAACCGACAACUGUUGGAUCUGCUCAUUCUGGAGGAGUGGAGUACGUAUUUCCAUGACUAUGGAAAGCAGGAGAACCGAUACCACUUGGUGCAACCACAGUCCAUUAUUGUAAUACUGGAGAAGAUCCGCGAAGCGGAUAAAAAACCUAUAUUUUCCCUGGUGCGAAAGAACGACAAGAAGAAACUGUUAGAGACUGUCCUUAAACAGCUGAAGCACAUCGCCGAUAGACAGAACUAGGAUAAGGAUAUAAGAUGUUAAAGCUUUAAGCAAAAAUUUGAUUUUAGAUAUUCAGAUUUUUUUUGCUUAAUCCAAUUGUAUUGCCCAAGAAUUCCCACUCUUGUAAGCCUAUAAUCCUUAAUUGUAUAGCUUUUCAUCUUUAUUAUUUAGGCUAAUUUGAGUUUUCACAUGGAAAAAGUAUUAAGUUCUCAUUUACUUUUGAUUCGAUUUGUUUUUAUAAAAGACAAAUUUCAAUUGAAACUGCUCGACUUGAACGUGUAAAAUUGUAUUUUGAAUUUUGAUUCUUAUGUACAGAAAAGCGCAGAACCUUAGCUGUUUCCAACGUACGGAUUGUUGAUAAAUACAAAACGGAAACGACAAAAAAAUGAAAACAAAUUGAGAGGAACGUCUAAAUAACAAAUUGUAUAUAAUUAUUAGAUGUAUGUAGCGUACGUGUAUUGUGUAGGUAUAUUCCGCAAAUCGUAGUAAACUAACUUCUAAGUUACGUA
Molecule: messenger RNA, 2870 nt
Organism: Drosophila eugracilis
Lineage: Eukaryota; Metazoa; Arthropoda; Insecta; Diptera; Drosophilidae
Gene: Sec15
Product: exocyst complex component 6
Exons: 3
Coding region: 82-2382 (766 amino acids)
Biological process (GO): exocytosis; Golgi to plasma membrane transport; intracellular protein transport
Cellular component (GO): exocyst; membrane
Source: RefSeq, a predicted model, not a curated record